AGUUAGUUAUAAAACUUCUGCCACUAAUUUACGGAAGCAUUUAGAACGAAAGCACCCUCUAAUAAAAAUGAACGAUGACCAGGAUAACGAUAAGUUCAUAAUCCUACAAAGCGGUCAAAAAACAUUAAAUAAUGAUAAAAACAUAUCUGCAGGAUAAACUACAGAAAAAAUUAAAGAGAUACUGAUGAGAAAUUAGCUUCUUCAAGUAGUAAAAUAAUUAGACAGACAAAACUGUGGUGCGCCCCAAAAACUAUGGGGCGCACGAGGAAAACCGUUAGGUUCACUUUGUUACCAGAAAUUUAUGAAAAAUAAGUAAACAAAGUCCAAUCCAUAAUUAAAAAUGCCAAAUCUUUUACACUAACCACGGACUGUUGGACAUCAGUCAAUACAGAAAGUUUUAUUGAGGAAGAUAAUUUUCAAUAACGAUCAAUAUUAUUAGAGUGUUCUUGCUUUCCUGAAGCGCAUACAAGUGUGAACUUGGCAACUGAGUUAAACAAAAGUGUAGUGACUUGGGGACUAGAAAAUAGAAAUUUGCUGGCUGUUACAGAUAAUGCAGCCAACAUUACCAAGGCUAUUAAAGAUUUACAAUGGAAACAUUUUGGAUGUUAUGGUCAUACCAUCAAUUUAAUCGUCUAGGAUGCAAUUACUAUAGUUGAACCACUAAAAGUAAGAGCUCCAGUAGCUCAUUUUAAAAGGAGCGUAACAGCAGCAACAAAAUUAGUAGACAUCCAAAAGCAGUAUGGCAAAACUCCGAAAAAACUUCUUCAAGAUGUUCGAACGAGGUGGAAUUCCACAUUUCAUAUGGUGGAAAGAAUUCUCGAACUAAAGGAAGUAAUAAGAACAAAUUUGGCACUGUUGGAUAAAGAAAAUUUGCCAAUUGUAUUUCUAGAAGAAUGGCAACUUUUAAAAGACAUCAAAAAGGGUUUGGAACCUUUGGAAUGCAUAACUAAAAUGGUAAGUGGUGAAAGUUAUAUGGUUUUAUCUUCUAUCAUUGUCUCAACAAAUGGACUAGAAAAUAUGAUUUCUGAAUUAAAAAAAAGGAAGAAUUACUUGAAAAAGCUCUUACUAUGGAGAAUAGAAUGUUACACAGCCUUAAAUCACGCCUCGGAGAUCUAAAAAGUAGUAAAACCUUAACAAUAUCUACCUUUCUAGAUCCUAGAUUUAAAAAUAUAGCAAUUUCAAGUGAUUGUAUACUAGAACGAACAGCAACAGUUCAGCCAACCUGUUACUUCAUCUUCACGAGCAAUUGUAGAAGUUCAGAGAUAUUAAAAAUAAGAACUAUUAAAUAGAGAAUCUGAUCCAUUAGUUUGAUGGAAAGAACAUUCAUACAAUUACUCCUUUUAUCGAAGGUCGUUAUUGAAAAACUAGACACAGCUGCUACUUCUGUGCCAUGUGAGCGAGUGUUUUUAAAAACAUGGCAGAUAUUAACAGAUAGAAGA
Molecule: messenger RNA, 1439 nt
Organism: Psylliodes chrysocephalus
Lineage: Eukaryota; Metazoa; Arthropoda; Insecta; Coleoptera; Chrysomelidae
Source: the annotation of a GenBank genome assembly